AUGUUGAAGAUUAUGGCGAAGAAGAGGAAUUUUGAAGGAGACGAGGACGAUCAGAUCCCAAAUUACAAGUCCUUUCAAAGGAAGUUCAAAUCGCUGGGUGACAAAGCCAAGGACAACUACGACCUGAAUGAGGAUGACCCCGAGAAAUGGGAUAGUCAGCAGCAGCCUGACCAUGCCGAGGACACGCAAAAGGCGGCCCGAGAUGAGCGGGAAGGGCGGGAGAAAGCACGCGACUGGUACCGCGACGAGGCUGACGAGGGCCACGACGAGCGCAUCGAGAAGGUUAGAGGCAACGAACAGGUCCUCACUAAUCAGAUUGCGCAUAUUGACCCCGACUACGAAUACGUGACUUCGAUGCGGGAUAUGGAUCCAGACCUGAGAAGAGAGCUGGAGGAGGAGAAUGAGAGACGUUGGGCUGCACAUGAGCAAACCGGAGGGGAAGACGACGAUCAGGAAGAGAACAGUGACAUGGACAUUGUGUCGGAUGACGAUGAAUAG
Thyridium curvatum is the source of this 498-nucleotide messenger RNA. RefSeq lists its product as uncharacterized. The transcript has 2 exons. The coding region runs from base 1 to 498 and encodes 165 amino acids. The record is from RefSeq and is a predicted model, not a curated record. Lineage: Eukaryota; Fungi; Ascomycota; Sordariomycetes; Thyridiales; Thyridiaceae.